UUUUGAGAUGUUCUUUAGCUCACAUGAGAGUGAUAGAGUGUCUAUGUUAUGCUACAACACUACCUAAACAUGACAAGUUUGCUCCCAGAGCCAUCAAGUGUGCAUUGUUAGGAUAUGGUGUUCAUAAUAAAGGAUAUAAGUUGUACAACUUGGCUACUAAAUAUUGGUUUGUUAGUAGAGAUGUGGUGUUCUAUGAAGAUCAGUUUUUCCUCAAUUAUAAGUCUCCAGUUAUUGAUGAUCAUGCUAGAUUUGACACUUUCCCUUCUGGUCCUAUUAGUGCUUGUUCUUCUCCCCUUUAUCCUUUUGACAAUACACCUCAAGUUACUGAUUCAAUUACUCCAGCAUUUCCAGGUGUGGAUCAACAGGUAACACAUGAUGACAUUUUACCAGAUGCAGGACAACAGGAAGCAUCUGCUGAUGUACUUGGCUUAUUUCCUUCAGAUCAGCCUAUAGCUGACACUGGGACAUUAAUGGUUCAAGAUGAAGUUGGAACAACUAGUGGUGUGUCACGAUCACCACCUGCUCCAGCACCAAGCAAGUCCAACAGAACCACCAAACCUCUUAUCUGGCUAUAGGAUUAUGUCAGCACCAAACCACUAGGGGCACAUGCUUAGGUCUAUCCUUUAUCAGAUGUGUUAGGAUGCAACAAUUUGAGUCCUAAAUACCAAGCCUAUAUUGCACAAUUUUCCACUGAAUGUGAGCCUAAGACCUUCAAGGAAGCUAUUAAGGAUUCAAGGUGGAUAGAUGCUAUGCAAGCAGAAAUCAAGACAUUAGAAGACAACUCUACUUGGACUGUUGUUGAUCUUCCACCAGGGAAGAAAGCUAUUGGGUGUAAGUGAGUCUAGAAAAUCUAAUACAAAGCUACAGGAGAAGUGGAAAGAUUCAAGGCCAGACUAGUUGCCAAAGGGUAUAACAAGAAAGAGGGACUUGAUUAUCAAGAGACUUUCUCACCUGUAGUAAAAAUGGUGGGAAUAAGGACUGUUGUGUCCAUAGUAGCUAUGCAGAAAUGGGAUCCAUCAAAUGGAUGUAUACAAUCAUUCUUACAAGGAGAUUUACAUGAGGAAGUUUAAAUGGAUUUGCCACUUGGUAUGCAAGAGAUAAAAGACAUCAAGUGUGCAAAUUGUUAU
Messenger RNA from Solanum dulcamara, 1127 nucleotides. RefSeq lists its product as uncharacterized. Bases 24 to 575 code for a protein of 183 amino acids. The transcript has a single exon. Lineage: Eukaryota; Viridiplantae; Streptophyta; Magnoliopsida; Solanales; Solanaceae. The record is from RefSeq and is a predicted model, not a curated record.